AUGAUCGCAUCACGAGGCCGUGCGCGCUUGACCUUCCGUUGGACAAACAAAAUAUAUGAAUACCUUCGAUACUCUCGAUACUCCCGAAUCACCAAGCAUAUACUUAUCCCGAGUAUGGUCGUCACAUAUCUUCCCUCCCAAUCCAAGAGGAAACAAGAGGUGCCCUUACCAUACACAGCAUCGCCAUGGAAAUUGUUGUGGGCUGACAUCCUUCUGUUCCUACGGAGCCUCUGGAGCCUGCCUGGUAUAAUCCUACCCUUGAGGCCAUGGAACUCUGGUGCCUUGGACGAACUCUAUCCGUCCAAGGAAAAUUUAUGGGACAUCGUCGUACAUAUAUUUCUGGCUGUCUAUCAGCUCAUCUUUCUCGUGUCACUGCCUAUUUUGUUUAUUCUCGCCUUCCCGGCGCUGGGGAUCGGGAUUUAUAUGACAGUCGCUUUGGCUCUGAAUUGGGUAGUUUGCAGGUUUGCUCUGAAUGGGAGUGCCAGGAUUUUGCAGUCGCAAGUUCCCGUCGAACAUCGUCCGGAACAUGACCGUGAGCACUGGGUCUUCAUUAAUGGGGUCGGAGCCGGACAUCACUGGCUGCAGAGCAACCUUGACCGGCUGGCAUAUACAUUUGGCAGAAAUAUUACCGGCGUUCACAAUCCAACCAUGGGGAUCAUUUUCGAUAUCAUCGAGUGCUUGAUUCAAAGGAAUUUCUCCUACGCGACCUCGGACGUGAGAGACGCGUACGCGAUCAUCAAGGAAGACUUGUUGAAUCCGAAAUACAAGAAGGUGAUCCUCAUUCUUCACAGCCAAGCUGGAAUUGAGGGAGGCUUGGUCAUUGACUGGCUGCUGGAUGAGAUGCCUCGAGAGUUACUGCAGGACCUCGAGGUCUAUACUUUUGGUAACGCGGCGAACCAUUUCAACAAUCCGUUUAAAACAUUGUCUCAAGCUCAUCGGAAUGAAGCUGAAGGCGAAACUCCACAGUUCAGCCCGGCAACGAUAGGGACAAAGACCAUUCGUCGAAUUGAGCACUAUGCAAACUCCAAGGACUUUGUUAGCGUCUGGGGGAUAUUGAACUUUGCCAAUAUCCCUAAUCGAUACAUGGGACGAGUCUUUGUGCGGCCUGGUUCCGGUCAUCAAUUCAUCCAGCACCAUCUGGAUACCAUGUUCACGCUAGGAAAAGAUAUGAAGACCCUGGACACGAACGAUUUCAUGGAGAUGGAAGUGGAAGUCCAACCUGAUGAAUUAAACAGGCUAAAAGCAGACGGGACAGAUACUGAAGACAGGGAUGGCCAUCACGACAUUGACCUUCCAUAUGAUGAGAUGAACGCAAAUGUCUCAUUACUCCAGUCAGAUGGCUCUUUCAGGAGGAAGAUGAAGGUCAAGGAGCUUAGCCGGCUGUGGCUGUAUCGAAAUGGUGCAUCACCAAUAGACGGGUCCUGAUGGUGUCAUCAAGCGGUUCUUGUCCAGUAUUUUCUCGGUCAUGGCUCUCUUAUGUUCUUCCAAAGCUUGUUUCACCAGGGGUCUUGGGUAGAUAGGCAGUCAGCGGUCUAACGUAUAUGUUAUGACUGAUCAGCAUUGUUGUUAGCGAAGGAUAAAUAUCGUUUUGGAAAGCACGCUCAUUAAGGCCUUUGCUGUCGGUAGUCGCCAGUGAGUCCAUCCACUUUUUCCUCCUCUCAGGCUCAGCCUUUUAUCUUUCCUUGAUCGGAGCCCAGGACUCAUC
Molecule: messenger RNA, 1705 nt
Organism: Aspergillus novofumigatus IBT 16806
Lineage: Eukaryota; Fungi; Ascomycota; Eurotiomycetes; Eurotiales; Aspergillaceae
Exons: 4
Coding region: 1-1425 (474 amino acids)
Source: RefSeq, a predicted model, not a curated record